Molecule: messenger RNA, 3271 nt
Organism: Micropterus dolomieu (smallmouth bass)
Lineage: Eukaryota; Metazoa; Chordata; Actinopteri; Centrarchiformes; Centrarchidae
Product: protein jagged-1b
Exons: 14
Coding region: 74-2323 (749 amino acids)
Biological process (GO): Notch signaling pathway; multicellular organism development; heterophilic cell-cell adhesion
Cellular component (GO): protein-containing complex; plasma membrane
Molecular function (GO): calcium ion binding
Source: RefSeq, a predicted model, not a curated record
GGAGGGAGGAGGAGGAGGUGGACACCACCACCGCCAAAGCGCACAACACGGCCCCGAAACCCUUGAAGCAGGGAUGGAGAGCACAAGAGCGCACAGGGUAACUCGGCUCAGCCCCAGAAACGGCAGCGGAAAGAUCACCAGAUCACCAGAUAUGAGUGACCGACACCGGGGACACCUGCAGCGGACUGUGGUUUUUCUCGUCGCGCUCACGAUGCAACCGCAGGCCGCGUGUGCUGUAGGGAUGUUUGAGCUCCAGAUCCGCCACUUCCAGAACCCACAAGGACUUCUGCUGAACGGAGACUGCUGCGACCUCCAGGCCGGCGGGGGGCAGCGCUGCUCUGCCAGGGACCCGUGUGACACUUUCUUCCAAGCCUGUCUCAAGGAGUACCAGGCCCGGGUUGCCUCGACUGGGGCCUGCACCUUCGGGUCGGGCAGCACAGGGAUCCUGGGCGGAAACUCCCAGUCGCUCCGCCACGAUGGAGGAGGGGGAGGAGGAGGAGAGGAUGGGACUAAUGGGCACAUUGUCAUUCCUUUCAAAUACGCCUGGCCGAAGUCCUUCUCUCUGGUGUUGGAGGCUCUGGAUUAUGACAAUGACACAUCAGAGUCAGGUCAGUUGAUUGAGCGAGUCCUCCUCUCGUCCAUGUUGAACCCCGGUGAACAGUGGCAGACAUACCGUUACCAUGGACGGACUCUCAGCCUGGAGUACCGGCUUCGCUUCCGCUGUGAUUCAAACUACUACGGACCUUUCUGCAACAAGUUCUGUAGGGCCCGUGAUGACUUCUUCGGUCACUUCAACUGUGACCCCAGCGGCUCCAAGGUCUGCAUGGAGGGCUGGACGGGACCAGAGUGCAAAGAAGCGGUGUGCAAGCAGGGGUGUCAUCAGGUCCACGGCUCCUGCAAUGAACCUGGAGAAUGCAAGUGUCAUUAUGGUUGGAAGGGCCCUCUGUGUGACCAGUGUGUGACGUUCCCUGGCUGUGUGUAUGGCAGCUGCACCGAGCCCUGGCAGUGUGUGUGCGAUGUCAACUGGGGAGGACUGCUGUGUGACAAAGAUCUGAACUACUGUGGCACCCACCAGCCCUGUAAGAACGGAGGGACCUGCACCAACACAGAGCCAAACGAGUACCAGUGUGAGUGCCAAGAAGGUUUCAGGGGACGCAACUGUGACAUUGUGGAACAUGCCUGUUUGUCAUCCCCGUGUUUGAACGAAGCCACCUGUGUGGAAGACCCAACGGGCUUCAAUUGCAUCUGUAGUGACAGCUGGACCGGACACACCUGCGCUGAUGCGGUGAGGCAGUGUGAUCGGAGCCCGUGUGGCCGUGGAGCAACGUGUCUGGAGGCUCCUGGAGGUUUCCAGUGCCUCUGCCCGCCUGGAUGGACCGGCAGGACUUGUCAGCUGGACACCAACGAGUGCGAAACGAGUAUAUGUGUCCAUGCUCGCUCUUGUCGCAACCUGAUUGGCGGAUACCUGUGUGACUGUCUUCCUGGAUGGACGGGGCCUAACUGUGACAUCAGGAACAGCAGCUGUCAGGGUUUGUGUUUGAACAGCGGACGUUGCGAGGACAAGGUGUCAGGGUCCAGAUGCUUGUGUCUACCUGGUUUUUCUGGAAAAUAUUGCCAAAAUGGUCCAAGCCCUUGUGACAGCACCCCCUGUCUGCAUGGAGGACAGUGUGUGGAGAAGGACGGAAGCGCCUUCACCUGCAACUGUCCCAUGGGAUUUUCAGGAGUCUUCUGUGAGAUAGUGUUGGAUCUGUGCAAUCCUAACCCAUGCCAGAAGGGGGAACCCUGUCACAGCAGAGAGGGCCAAUACAUGUGUGCCUGCCCCGAGGGCUACUAUGGUAAUGACUGCAUGAGCCUCAAAAAUCCCUGCAUUGGUCAACACUGUCAAGGUGCCAUGUCUGACACGACACACGGGGGACUGAGCUUUUACAUUAUCCUGGUAGGCGUCCUAGCUCUAGUGACUAUCUGUGGCUGUGCGGCCUGCGCCUUCACCCUCUCCCACCUCCAUCGAAAGCGGAAAAAGCAGCAGGCCGUCCCACAGGAAGAAGGCAUCAACAACCAGAGGGAGUUUGUCAACCUCAUCAGAAACGUGGACCGUCCUGUGCCCCUCCUGCCCCCCGCCGCCCCGCUCGCACAUCCUCCAGCUCCCGCCCCUGUCUCACGUUGCUAUGAGGAGAUUGAACUUACCCUGCCGCCAUCCCCAGCACCUUCACACCCCUCUCCGGCACUAAAGCCAGCCCACGCCCCCAAACUGGACAUUUCAAACCGGGAGAGGGAGAAGUUGAACCGCUUCCACUACACAGAGAACCAGGAACUAGAGGUCUGACCGUUGAACUUCUGGGCCUCUGAGGUGCUUUUUAUUUUAUUUUGCGUUUUUCGCACUCUCUCACUCACAGGAACCUGUUUCCAGUUUCUUGCACUGUCACUCUUGCAGUCAUGACAAUGGGGUGAUCCUAUGACCUUUAUGUGCUCAGAUAGCUUACAGCAGACACCUGAGGAGCAAAGGCUACUAAGUAGAAGGGUCAAAAGUCUUACUUUGUUGUCAUCUUUGACUUUAUUUUGAUUACUAUGAGAAGGAGCAAGUGCAUGACAUUUGACUGAGAGACUAAUCAAACUCUUGACUUAAUCUGGAGACUUAGAGACUUGCCUUGGAGUGCCUGAGAUACUGUCAAGAGGAAAUAGAGGACAAUCCUUUGUAGGAGCCUCUCAGUCGGUUUCCUGGUCCAUGAUGCCAACUGAUUUGUGUUCAGACCUCUGUUUCUGUUUCAGACCGAACUCUGACAGAGAGAUCAAUGAAUGGAUUCUUAUUUAACACUCAAUGUGUUUCUGCAUCUGGUUGGAUAUGUGUGUGUGUGUGUGUGUGUGUGUGUGUGAGAGUGAAAUAGAGAAUGUAUAUUAUGAGUGUAUGUGGGGAAAAGAAAGGACAGUUUAAGAAAAGAAAACAAAGUUGAUAUACUUGUCAAAAAGAAUGCACACUCCUGGGCUUUUAAGCCUUAAGAAAACUGUUUGAAAACUAUACACUGUUUCCUGUAUUGUCUCUGUAAUACUACAGUUUGUCAAAGAUGUAUGAUUUUUUUUUUUUUUUUUUUUUUCAUACCUGUGUGUAAAAUAGCUUUUUUUUGUACAUGGAUAUAUUGUACAUAUGGAUGCCCUUUUUGUACUGUGGUUUGGUCUGAAAGUAUCACUGUAUUUCUUUGCUCUGUUUGUCCCAUUUCACUUUCCAUUUGGAGCAACCAGCACAUGUGGAUUGUAAUAAAAGUGCAUUUACAAACUA